AUGGUCUGCCUUAGAUAUAGUCCAGAUUCAACAAUCCUCAAAGGCACAGCCCGCGUUACCGGCACAACCAAAAUCAGGGGAAAAGGGACCGAGGUCACCAGCGUCUCGCAGCCAGGGAUGAUCAGGACCGUGGAAGUAGUGGUGUGGAGGCUUGCCGCGAUUAGGGAUGGCCAGGGUUAA
Molecule: messenger RNA, 180 nt
Organism: Sphenostylis stenocarpa
Lineage: Eukaryota; Viridiplantae; Streptophyta; Magnoliopsida; Fabales; Fabaceae
Source: the annotation of a GenBank genome assembly